Messenger RNA from Didymodactylos carnosus, 588 nucleotides. The record is from the annotation of a GenBank genome assembly. NCBI's taxonomy places the organism in Eukaryota, Metazoa, Rotifera, Eurotatoria, Philodinida, Philodinidae.
AUGAAAGCUUUUAACAUUCCAGGAAACGCGAAAGACAUAACACUACUUGCAGGACAAUCUAGUCCUAUACGAAAUCCUAUAUUUUCGAGAACUCGUAAUCCGAGGCCAGCGUACAAAUAUAAUGUAUGUCAACAUGGUACAAAAAUAACAAGUGAUUGUGGAAUUCUACGAAAUUUUGGUUAUCCUACACAAUUUAAAAUAACAAUACUCGAAUGUCAUCACACUAUACAUGUACCAAAUGAUAAAACAAUCUGUUUAUGGUUAAGUGAUCUAUAUAUUGAUUCAACACAUUCAAAUUGUGCUAAAGAAAAUGUAUCUGUUGUUGAUAGUAAUCAAACAUAUCCACAUUAUGGUCUUGAACGAUAUGCUUAUUCAUAUUUAUUUGAUAGACCUACAGAUGAUAAUUGUGUAAAUUCAAAUGAAACAGUGGCAUCUGUGCCUGCUACAACAUUCAUAAUAACAACUUUUGAUCCGGAUAUAACUACAAAUACAUAUAUUUAUAUCACACUUGGUGUUACGUCAUCUGUUCAAAGUUUUCAAAUUUGUAAUAGUAAAUUACUCGAUUCAUCGGAUAUUAAACAAUUAUAA